UUUUUUCAAAAUCACUACCAGCUUUAUCAAUUGUAUACUUCCAUGGCUGAUGUUCCUAAGAGUUCGUUGAACCCUCAUGCACCUGAAUAUAUCCCUAUUACCAAUCCGCCACCGCCUCUUCCUACCGUCGAUUCACCGCCGCAAGAGAAUGUGGGACGAGGUCGCCAGCGUCGGAAUAUUCAUCCUACGUAUGUGCUUCUUCGACGGCAUCAAUCUCUACCGGUGAUGCUUCCAACGCGUCCAAUUUCGCCUGCGCUUCCACCGCUUCUUCCUCUUCCUACCGUCGAUUCACCACCGCAGGAGAAUGUGGGACGAGGUCGCCAGCGUCGGAGUAUUCCUCCUAAACUAGAAGGGCUGGAGAAACUGAAAGAAACUACUGUCAUGAUCAAGAAUAUCCCAUUUCAUUACAAUCGUGAAAAGUUGAUGCAAUUUCUAGACGAUUACUGCUUACUGGAGAAUCAAAAAGCGAGAGAUUCAAAUGAAGAAAAUAUUCAUGUCUUCGCUUAUGAUUUCUUGUAUUUGCCUAUGAAUUUCAAAAUGACGAGCAGCGCAGGCUAUGGAUUUGUGAAUUUCACCGAUCACAGAACUCUCUCAAAUUUUUUUGGGCAUUUUAGUGAGAGAGCAAAAGCGUAUCCAAAUUCUGCAAGGAGCGUUCAGAUGGUCAUUGCGAAGAUCCAGGGAAAAAAUGCUUUAGUGAACCGAUACAAGAAUACAAGAUUUGUGUGUGAAUCAGAAGAGUGUCUUCCAGUUCGGUUUAAUCCUCCAAGAAAUGGUUCUAGGGAAUCAGUGCAAGUGAUUACUGUGGGGAAAUUCGAAGUCAUUCCAGAUAUUCCGAUUGAUCGAUUUUAG
This is a messenger RNA of Solanum verrucosum, 849 nucleotides long. RefSeq names its product protein terminal ear1 homolog. Lineage: Eukaryota; Viridiplantae; Streptophyta; Magnoliopsida; Solanales; Solanaceae. The coding region runs from base 43 to 849 and encodes 268 amino acids. Gene Ontology annotation, molecular function: nucleic acid binding. The record is from RefSeq and is a predicted model, not a curated record. The transcript is spliced from 4 exons.